GAAACAAAAACAACUCGAGCGACCGAAGAUCGAAGAGUUUAGGUCAGUUAAUUUCGUAACGUUGAUCGUAAAGGAUUGUUGUGUUAAAAGUUCUUAAAAGUUAAUAACUGGAUAUAUUGACAUAACUUAAUUAUUGAAGGAGUAAAAUAAGGAACAGUUUGACUUGAACAGGAAAAAAAACUGUUUCUUUGUUCAUCGUUAUCAUAGUGGAAGCGACGUUGCCGUCCUUACGGUUGUUAUACUUUCUUUGUUCUAACGUUUCUUAAUCUUGAUAUUAUAGCAUUCAUUUUGCAUUAUUCCAAUAAAAAAUUAUUAGAAACGUAUCCAAGGAAUGCUUUUGUGCAUUGAAAUGUGUGUUUUAGAAAGAUAUUCAUUAACUGACGCAAUAACGGUUUGGCAACAGCGCACGGAUUUGGACUGAAUUCGACAAAUAUUACUGAUGUGUUAGCCAGCUUAUAAAACCAUCGCCUUUACCACAUUACGGAUUCCUUUAUGAGGUACUAGGCCUCGUCGCCCGGUCGCUGGGACUGUCGGGUCGGGCAGUGGGGGAAUCGGCGCGAGCGCAAAAGGGGGAUUUGUCGAAUAUAGCUCUUCUCCUGCACAAGCUUUGGUGCCGAUUCACCCUUUGCUCGAUACUGCCAGACCGGGCGAGAUGUCGCGAGCGGGCGCGAGGCACCCGGGUGCUGACGACAGUAUACCCAGCUCGUCAACCGACACAAUGGGUGAUAGACCUGAACAGCUGUACGCCACACUCAACGAAUAUCUUCAAUUGGAGCAUAAGUUUCAACCAAGGUUGUGUUUACCUGAUGAAUCUGAGAGUGGUGAGGUAACUAUAGGUGCGAGAGACGGCGCUGCACAUGUGCUUCGCUGCCUCAAAGUGUGGUUCGACUUGCCCGCUGAUGUACUUAUCAGUGCCAUCAAUUUAUUCGAUAGGUUUCUAACAAAGAUGAAGGUACGUCCUUGUCAUGUUCCUUGCAUCACCGUGUCCUGUAUGAAUGUGGCAUUGGACGAACACGCGGAACUCACAAAGCAAGCCAGGACUGUCUCCAUUGAGGAGUUGGUGUCGGUGUCUCAGUCGGCGUGCACGUGGCGGGACGUGGCGCGCAUGUCACGUGUGUUGGCUGACAAACUGGCGCUGAACAACGCACGCGCUGUCACACCUCUGCAUUGGCUGAGGCUCGUCAGAGCGCUGGCUGCUGCGCCCGCGCCUCAGGAAAGUGAACUAGUUAACUUAUUGGAGAUAGCUAUAUGUGAUGCCGGAUGUGCUAAUGCAAGGAUGAGUGAACUGGCGCUGGUCAUUGUAUAUCAUCAGCUAGAAAAACAACUAACGGAAUGGGCUAGACAUAAAGACGUGUCUGAAGAGUUGUACUAUUUAUAUGAAUUCGCAGCUCAAUUACAAGCAUAUUGCAAUAUGUCGGAAACAUCAUUGCUUCGUACUCGCGAUGUGUUCCGCACUGUACUGUCGCGAUAUGAAGGACGUUGUGCAGCCACACAGCGACAACGACUCGUAUGGAGACUAUCGGAACGUACACUAAAGGUAUUGCGGCCGACGGACCGUCUGACCUCGCUAUUGCCGACCAUAGAGGAGCAACACCUUGCCACAGACACCACGCCCAGUAGGAACAGAACGGGUAGCGAAAGUAGCGAAAGUGAGGAGACCUCCGAUUGGCCGAGGAGUCCGGUACUACCUGUUUACUGCAGCAACUGACGUUGACUACACCCCCUGAACAAACACCGACCCCCAAAACCUCUCGUGUCCAACAGUAAUGAAGACCCCUCAAGACUUCAAGAUCCAACAAGAUGUAUAGUUGAAAAAAAAAUCAAAAGUUAAAACAACGACCCCCAAAACCCUUCAUGUCUUACAGUAACGAAGACCUCCAAGACUUCAAGAUCCAACAAGAUGUAUAGUUGAAAAAAAAUUAAAAAAAACAAGACCCCCAAACCGACACUACUAGUCUUUCAAAAGACACCAAAAAUUCAAGAUCUAACGUCUAUCGUUAGUCGGUUAUAAAAGUUAACAACGACCCCAUAAACACAAGAGUAUCAAGUCGUUCUUGGACUAGACUUUGAUUAGAAGAAGACUAGACUAGACUAGACUUGGAUUAGAAAUCAAUAAUUAUAAUUAAAAGGCAUAUACAAUGUUCCAAUAUGUUUCAAUAUAUUUUCCUAUGCUUAAUACAUUUUGUAUCAAACCAUCUUAAAAUGUACAAAAUUUUAAAUAGGCGAAUUUAUCAAAAAUUCUUUUUUUAACAAUAUUUAUGGCAGCUAGUGAAAAUUUACCUUAACAUAUCUUAAUAUUGAAAAAUAUAUUUUUUAUCAACUGGACAGGUCACUGCUUAGAAAUGUUUUGUUCCAAUUUGAAGCAAGUUGAAGUUACGAUAAGCUAAUUUCAAAUUGGCACAAAAUACCACCACUUAUAGCCUAUCCAGUGGAAUAGUGGUCUGAGAUAAUAUUGGGGAUAUCUUGUGUUAAAUAUUUGGAUCCCACUUUUGAAUAAAGUCAAAAUUCCGUGAUCCGUUAUCUAUCGGUUGCUUUAAUAAAAGUUUGUCACUACCGAAAUAUAUAUAUAUAUACAAAGAUUUUGUUUUGUAUGUACGUUACAAUAUUAGAAAUCACGAUAAUCUUGUAUAAUGGACAAUUUUAAGUUUAAAU
This is a messenger RNA of Papilio machaon (common yellow swallowtail), 2652 nucleotides long. RefSeq names its product cyclin G (gene CycG). The transcript is spliced from 11 exons. The record is from RefSeq and is a predicted model, not a curated record. Lineage: Eukaryota; Metazoa; Arthropoda; Insecta; Lepidoptera; Papilionidae. The coding region runs from base 653 to 1708 and encodes 351 amino acids.